GAUAUCUACGUUUUUUAUAUAAGACGGAAUGUGUUAUAACUUUAAUAUCAUUUUAACGUUUGUAUACCUGAUAUGGUCAAUACGGACAUUAUGUGUAAAUCAAUUUUUGUUCUGCUUGCAACAUGUCUUACAUUUGGAUCAUUUGUUAUAAGCGCAGAAACGGUCCUAAAUACAAAUGGUGAUCCAUGCGAAUCAGCUCAAAUUCUUCACUUUUUGAAAGAACGGGUUGUUGGAUAUAAUCUGUCUAUUGGUGAGCCGCCAAUUUGUGAUCAUUACUUUUACCCCGGCUGGUACCAAAUGUAUGAUUUCGUCAUAGCAUCAACAGAGAACGGUUGCGGAACUUAUUAUAAUUGGUAUAGAAAGGGUGAGCUUCCUACAAAUGAAGAAAUAGAAAACGUAACGUACUGCUUGAAUGCUGGGAACGGAGACUGCAGUUUGACUGUAGAGGGACAGGUGAAGAAAUGUUCGGACAAGUACGUGUUUAACCUUCCAGCUGUGAAUGGGUGUCCACAAGCUUACUGUAUAGAAUCAUUAAAUGGAACAAACGUGGGCAACAACGAUAAAGCUGAUAUAUCUAGUGUACAACCUACCGUAGAAGCAGAAGUAGUACGGAUGGGUGAUGGCCACAAUGAACUCCAUUUCUAUUGCGAUUUUUCACCGCCAAAUGACACUGAUUAUUUUUAUACUGUGGCAUGGGGGAUAACAACCGGCUUCUCGUGGACCGAUUCACUUCUAGAGACGCAACCAACUAAAUAUUUGGAGAAAGACUCAUUCAAUAGUAACCAUGCACUCACUGAAACAACAUUGAGAGUGAAAAAAUAUGGCCGACUAGGCAUAACGAUUGCUUGUAUAAUCAACGCAAUGACGGGACCAACUACACAAUCACAUCCGUCUCAAGCCAGUUCUCCUAAAUUCUGCGGAAUAGAGAUCGUCGACAAAGAAGAAAUAAGAUUAAACGACACAAAUUCUGAAAAUGUGUUUUUGAGACUUACCGUUCCUUUCGGUUGUCAUGCGUCUGAGACACGUGGAUGUUCAUUAGAUGUUAUCUUGUACAUACCCCAAAAUAACGAAGAUAAUUGUAAACCUACUAGUUUAUCUCAAAGAGAAACAGUUGAAAGAGCUAAGAACCGCUGCGGUGUUCGAAUAAACAACAACGAGAUAAACGUAUUAAAGAACAUCAGUGUUUCAGGACUCUCGGGUCAAAACAGGGAAAACGUAAUGUGGCCUUUUACUCUCGUUCUGGCUACUCAAGAGUAUUUUCCAGCCCAUCCAAUUUUUCAAAAUUAUUUUCUCGAUCCAGUAAAGGUCGAUGUAGCAUCAAACAUGACCCGUUUGACGGGAAAGGUGUGUUAUUCCCACAAUGAUCCCCACAUGCAAUCUUUCGAUCAGAAAACGUAUGAAAACCAAAACGAAGGUGUGUUUUUACUUUAUCGUAACACGGAGCACAACGUUCAAGUUCAAAUGAAAACUAGUCGGUGUCAUAAGGACAAUGACAAAAUUUGGUGUAAUUGUGGUGUUGCUGUGAAUGCUGGUCGAGAUGUAUUUAUUCUGAGCAGUUGUGAAAAUGGCGAAAUAUUGUCUCCAAAAUUUCGAUGCCAGGAUGCAAUACUAGCUAGAAGUGUUAAGGUCGAUACGUCGUCUGGAAGAAGGUUUCAAGUUUACCUUCCCACCGGUACAGAAGUACGUAUUUCGGUUCAAGAAAACGCUUUUUUCAAACCCUUUAUAAACAUUGAUAUCACGCCUAGCCUAGAAGAUUGGGAAAACACGAUUGGUCUAUGUGGAAACUUUAAUGGCGAUGAUACAGACGAUAGAAAUAAACGAGCCAACUCAACUGAACAAGAUACAAAUCUAAGUUGGAUCGUACCACCGAAGGAAAACUUGUUUGAUUCCAAAAACGAUGCAAGACUGGUAAAAUGGUCGGCAGAGAAAUGGUUCUGUCAGUGUGAAGCAAAAUUGCAAGGUUCUAGUCCAGAAAAUGCUGUCAGAUGUACAGCAGAUACGGCAAAGAAAUGUAGAGAAGAUACAUAUGAGACAUCAUAUAAAGAUCGUUGUUCUAUCGCGAGGAAAAAGAGGAAUGCGCAUGGCAGAUAUGUGGACAGAGGACUUGAUCUACACCAUUCUACUAAAACUAGCUUUGUUUCAAAAUAUGAUGAGGGCAUUGAAACUUCGAAUGCGAUAACAAAAAGAUCUGAAUACGACCAUGUCACUGCAAGAACUGACUGUGUCAGAAUGCUAAAUACUACAGCCUUCCAGAUGUGUUCUGAAGUUCCAAAAUUUGAUACAGACGGGUUUAUUAAUGACUGCGCUCUUGAUGCAAUGGCAACACAGUCUAUGGAGUGGUCAUCAUCACAUCUUGAUGCUUUGAAAGACAUUUGUGUUUUCGAGGUUAAUGUUAACCAACCCCUUACGGUGGAAGAUCUUGCUUCGUUCGAACCUACAGAUAACAGUUCAUCAUCCAUAAACAUCACGACUGACAUUAUGAGCAUUACCAAACAACUGUCUCCAGACUCUGUGUUCAAUGCUGAAUUUUUGAAUGAACUAAAGAAUGUGUCGUGCUUAAACGACUGCAGCAGACAUGGAGAGUGUAACGAGGGUUCUUGCCAAUGUGAAGUUGGCUUUAUCGGCGCAGACUGUUCUAUUGAUAGUUCGAAACCACCGAUCAUGAGAGGUAUACCAGACAACGGAGAGUGUGAUCUACAGUACAGGGAAUGUGCGAAAACAUCUGUAUUUGGGAGAAAUUUCGUAUCACUUCCCAAUUUGACAUGUCUUUUAAUCCCGUUUGAGGUAACCGCAGGUAUGAAAAUAAUGGAGGGUGAUCCAUUUAUAAGAAAAGCUAAGCUAGAGACAUUUAUUGAAGUGUCAUGUCCUUUGUCUAUACCUCCUUUGAAAAGGUCAAUUAAAGAAGAACCACAGGGUUUCAUUGCUAGGGGAUUUAGGAUUUCUGUCAGCAACGAUGGACGAGAAUACAGUGAGAAUGAUGCAAUUGUCAUUUUUGAUUCGAAAUGUGUAAAUUGUUCAAAAGUCGGCGGCAAAAUUUAUUGCAAGAAGAAGUCUGGGUAUUGCAUCGAGAGUGGACAGUGCUACGAGUAUCAGGACAUGUUUGGCUGUUACUUGUGUCUAGGAGCAACAAAUAAUUCAUUGGAUUGGACCCCGGGUCCAGAUUGUUCCGGAGGUAUUGCAACACUGGAAACAACUGAUGCUCCAACACCAGAAACACAGUCUGUGGCGCCACCUGCGCAAUCAAAAUCGUGGAUAAUCGCAGCCGCAGUCACCCCAGUUGCCUGUCUAAUUAUACUCGUUUCUCUGAUCUACUGGGUAUAUAGAAGGAAAAAGACAAGAAGGAAGGUUGCUGUUACAUACUCGGAACGGCAUAAACAACGUAACACAGAGCUUGCAGCCUCGGUUUCGAAUAAAACAUUGCAGAUGGAGCAAAUAAAAAACUGAACAUAUUUUGCGUGCUUUUCACUUUUGCAGACUUUGCUGAUUUGAAAUCACUACAAUAUUUUUUUUUAAUUAUAAAAAAGGAGAAAAUGACAAAUGAUUCAAUGAUAUUUCAAAUGUAACAUUUACAAUAUUCUAGUAUGAAUUCUGACAAUUUCAAUAAAUUUAGAUAUGUUUAAUGACAAACCCGAAUAACCAUGAUAAUACUUUGAUGCUAAAAAUUGAACAAUAUAUUACUGGAAUUCUGACUAGUUCUAGAAACUCUAAAGGUUGACUUCAGGAAAAUGUUGGCCCAUCCAUUAUAUAUUUGGUUACCUCCGAUCAAAUGCUUAUUGUUGUUUCAUAUCUUAUAAGUUACGUUUCCUAACCAAACUUCACAAAAUGUUGUUAUUGUCUGCGUACAAUAGGACUUCAUAUCAGUGACUAUUCUCAACAAGGAAUUUCUUGCAGUCAAGUCUUCCACGAGAAUUAUGACCUCGUAUUUCAUGAGAGCUACAGUGUUUUCAAGUAGUUCCAGUUUUAGAGAGGACUGUGAUGCCGAUGGCCUACAUGAAUUACAAAGACGACGUUAACAGAAGUAUAGGGAGACACGGAAACACUCCUUGUGUAGUCUAAGCCGAUGUAGACAUAGCGUGUCGCUAACUAUAAAUCUUUUUAUGUCACUCGAUAAGAACUUUGACAACGAAGGAACAAAGUGGGACAAUUUUAUUGAAGCGUCGUGUUUUUACUUCAUGACAUGCGUUUUUGUGAACACUGAUUUGUAUCUAGUUUUUGGUUGCGGGUUUAUCUCGCUACAAAAGUUAAAGUGUAUUUCUGACAAUCAUAGCAUCUUUAUUUGAUUCCAAAUCACAUCCAAAGGAUGUUAAUGUGCUACACAAAAUAGUCCCAUUCAUGAACAAUGCGGAUGAGUUAUCAAUGAACAAGCAGUUCUUAUUCAACCUGUAUCCACUCGCACUGACCAUUUAGAUUAUAUUAGAUCUAUCAAUGAUAAGGUAUUCCAGCCCAUGGUUACAUCACAAGCUGGGUCAGGCAGAGUUCAUCUUAGAUAUGAGGCACAUUGAAUUUGCAUUUGUUUCUCAUUCAUGUAUAUUUAUAGACUGGCAUUUAAACAGAAAAUAAAUCUACCAAAAACCCGCAACCAUCAGACAUUUCAAGGCUUUGAUUGUUUAUUUUGGACUUCUUUCUCUUUAUUGCAGUUCGUCUUUGUUACGAACCUGGCGUAACUAAGAAAAUGGCAGCAACAAACUUAAAAAGAUAAAAUUUAUUCAAAGACGUUUUACAAAAUUCAAUAUUAAAGUUGAUACUUUGAAAGCAGACGCGCACACUUUAUUCUUGUAUUUUGGCUGAACACCUUUAAUUCAAAUGUUAGUCUAUAAAGGUCUGUAAGUAUGAUAUAAAUAAAGAGUUUUAAUCGUUCUUCCUUUCCACAUGCUCUUUCUUGAAAAACUCGUGUUUUCUUUUACUCUUCUGCGUUUCUGUUUGUAUGAGCAGCUUUCUAUUGAAAUCAGCAUGCUCCCAUUCAGGCAAAUGAAUUUCAGAUAAAAUGACUGCGUAAGAAUUUUAAGUACGAAAAGAGCCACUAAAAGCUGCAAUGAAAAGAUUAGAUUUAGAUUGCAGUUAAAGAAACGUAACUGUUUUCCUUUACAUAAAAUAUACCGGCCUUUUUCUUUUAUUUUCAUACUAGAAACAAGAUUCACAGAGUUAAUUUAGACAGGUAUAUUCAAAGUUGUCCA
This is a messenger RNA of Mercenaria mercenaria, 5174 nucleotides long. Its product is annotated as von Willebrand factor D and EGF domain-containing protein-like. NCBI's taxonomy places the organism in Eukaryota, Metazoa, Mollusca, Bivalvia, Venerida, Veneridae. The transcript has 19 exons. The coding region runs from base 73 to 3444 and encodes 1123 amino acids. The record is from RefSeq and is a predicted model, not a curated record.